Helianthus annuus (common sunflower) is the source of this 3008-nucleotide messenger RNA. RefSeq names its product glutamate receptor 2.7. The coding region runs from base 93 to 2816 and encodes 907 amino acids. The record is from RefSeq and is a predicted model, not a curated record. The transcript has 5 exons. Gene Ontology annotation, molecular function: ligand-gated monoatomic ion channel activity; signaling receptor activity. NCBI's taxonomy places the organism in Eukaryota, Viridiplantae, Streptophyta, Magnoliopsida, Asterales, Asteraceae. Gene Ontology annotation, cellular component: plasma membrane.
UAAUCAAGUUACUUAAUACAGUUGACGGGUAAGUUGGAUUGAAAAUACAGUUUGAGAUUUUCCUUUUGAGCUGCCAAAAAGAUUCACCAAAUAUGCAACACAGACAUCAUCAUGCCGUGCUCGUGCUCAUGCUCAUCCUCAUCCUCAUACCCAUGCUCAUCAUCAACACAGCCACAGCUAAUGCCAACGAGACGACUAGCGAGAUAGCAAUCGGUGUGAUUCUCGAUAUGGAAUCCAGCGUCGGGAAGGUAAGCAAAAUUUGCAUUGAAAUGGCGAUCCGGGAUUUCUAUCAAACACAUAACAACUACACAACCAGAAUCGUCCCUUACUUUCGCGACUCCAAAAAUGACAGAGUCGAAGCUGUGUCUGCAGCUAUACAACUUAUUAAAGAUGUCAAAGUAUCGGCGAUUAUCGGACCCCAGACAUCCUCAGAAACAGAUUUUGUAGUGGACAUUGGCAACAAAACUAGGGUUCCCAUACUCUCUCUGGCCACAACCCCUUCUCUCUCACCCAAAGAGAAUCCUUACUUCAUCAGAAUAUCGCGCACCUCUUCGUCACAAGCCCAACCCAUAUCAGCACUCAUCAACACUUUUCCUUGGCGCGAAGUGGUCCUUGUUUACCAAGAUGGUGAUUUUGGCACCGGCUUCAUCCCCUCUUUGUCCGAGGCCUUGCUAAAUGUUAACGUCCAAAUCAAACAUCCAAUCGUCAUCUCUCCUUUUGCUUCCGAUCAUGACAUUUCUAACGAGCUCCACAACAUUAAAACACGUCAAACACGGGUUUUCGUGGUUCACUUGUUACCUGAGCUGGCUUCUCGCUUUUUCAAGAAAGCAAAACAAGCUGGAAUGAUGCAAGAGGGAUACGCAUGGAUCAUCACCGAUGUUGUCACCAAUCUUUUGCAUACUGUUGAUACAGAUUCGAUGCAAGGAGUGGUGGGCGUAAAACCCCAUAUUCCAAAAUCCGAUCACCUGAAAAGAUUUAAAGAGAGCUUUAAAAACCAUUCAGGCCAAGUAAUUAACGUGUAUGGGUUAUGGUCAUACGAUGCCACUUACGCACUAGCAAUGGCGUUGGAGAGAGUUGGGAGUGCUACUACAUUCCCGUUCCAACAGCAGAAGCCUGUAACGGACUUAGAUGCUAUCGGAAUCUCCAAACUAGGACCAACGCUGCUCUCAGAGAUGAGAAAGAUAAAAAAACUUAAAGGGUUGACUGGUGAUUUCGAUUUUGUUGAUAGAUCUUAUUCGGGUUAUGAAAUAGUGAACAUAGUUGGUCAGGAGGAUAAGUUCAUUUACUUGUGGAAGAAUGAAAAGGCUACCAAGAUUUCUAAUGAAAAAGCUAUCAGAUGGCCGGGUGGUAGCAACGAAUCCCCUCGCGGUUGGGAGAUCCCGGGGAGAAAAUUAAAAGUCGGAUAUCCAGAAAUAGGCGGGUUCCCUGAGUUUAUUCAUAAAGACGACGAGACGGAGCCAAAGGGCUUCUGUGUUGAGGUUUUCAAGGCAGUAAUGAAAAAUUUGAGUCUACCACAUCCUCCAUCCUAUGAAUAUAUGCCAUAUACUAUAAGAAAGAAUGAGACAUCAGGAAGCUACGAUACUCUUGUUGAGCAGAUCCAUCUCAAGAAGUAUGAUGUGGUGAUUGGAGACGUUACAAUCCGGGCAGAGAGAUCCAGCUAUGUCGACUUUACAUUGCCGUACACAGAGUCUGGAGUCUCAAUGAUUGUCCCCGUUAAAAAAGAUGACAGGAAAAAUGCAUGGGUAUUUAUGAGGCCCUUGGAGACGCAGCUAUGGUUCACAACAUGUGCUUUCUUUAUCUAUACUGGAGUUGUGGUUUGGGUUCUCGAGCACCGCGUGAACAAAGAAUUCCGUGGCCGUCCAUAUAAGCAAGUCGGGAUGAUCUUCUGGUUUUCUUUCUCAACCCUUGUGUUUGCACACAAGGAAAAGAUGAUAAGCAACCUAUCGCGAUUUGUGGUGAUCGUGUGGGUAUUUGUGGUUCUGGUACUACAAUCAAGCUACAUAGCAAGCUUAACAUCCAUAUUGACAGUAGAGCAGCUUCAACCGGACUUUACGGAUAUCCAUGAUCUCAUCAGACAAGGAAACAAGGUGGGGUACAAAGAGGGGUCUUUCGUUGCACAGAUGUUAAAGGAUAUGGGUUUUCAAGAUGCCAAGUUAGUAGGUUAUGACAGCUUGCAAGAUUAUGAUAAUGCCCUAUCAAACAAGAGCGUUUCCGCCAUUUUUGAUGAGCUUCCUUAUCUAAACCUGUUUCUCGCCGGUCACUGUAACAAGUACAUAAUGGUCGGUCCGACCUACAAAUCAGCAGGCUUUGGCUUUGCAUUUCCAAAAGGGUCUCCCCUACUACCACUCGUUUCAAAAGCACUUUUACAAGUCACCGAGAAUGAACUAAACAAUAUUACUGAUAAAUGGUUGCGACCAAAAGCAGAUUGCAGUGAGCAAGAUAUGGUUUCUAGGUCUGGUAGGCUCUCGCUCGAUAGCUUUUUGGGCCUUUUCCUCAUUGCUGGAGUAUCUUCAACUUGUGCUCUUAUCAUGUAUCUCUUCAUAUUCUUGUACGAGAAUAAAGACAUGCUACUAUCUGAUGGUUCAAUUCGCCACAAGCUCUCUGCAAUUGCAACAAUCUUCAAUCAGGAAAAACACGAGGAAUCAAAGCAAGCGCUGACGGAUGAUAAUAAUAAUAAUAGUAAUAAUAAUAACGUGUUAGUAAUUGAAGAUAAUAUCAACAAUCCUCCCCCAACUCCAGAACACCAUCAGGCGUCGGAUGAUGAUGAAAGUGAAGCUACUCCGGCUCAUGAUGUUGUAGAAGAAAGCAGACAUUAAUUAAUCUAGAAAGAUAAGCUGAUACUUGAAAACAGCGAUGAACUUGCAAUGUAUGUCUGUGGGUAUGUAUGAUUAUUUAAACAAAAGCAAUAGGCGUAGACCACAAAAAUCAACAUAUGCACCACCAUAUGUGCUAGUUUAUUUAUGUCCAUAUAACAAAAUACAGGAAGUGGUUAGUUUCACUCCACAACA